GAUUAUCGCCAUGGAAACGGCGUCACCUAGGUUACCGAAUAACAACAUGGCCACCGAGGAAUCUCGAGUCGCAGAUCCGCCUAGAACUUCUGACUUUUACAGGACAAAGAAUAUACCAGAGAGAUUCGAUAGACCAGAUUUGAUAAAAGGCUACAACACAGUCCCACAGAACCCAAUGUACAGGACUAGCUCAGUGACAUAUGGUUCACAGCCACCAAGUGUUCAUACAAUGCCUACACAGUACUACGGUAAAUCACAAGCAUUUACAAAGCACCUUGGAGCAUUCGGAAUGUUCCGGAAUCAUUCACUGAACACAGCAAAGGACAGAAGCAAAGUAUAACUGGCUACACACACAUGAACGACACUGACAUGAAACAACAUUAUUUUAUUAUUAUAUUAUUAUUAUUAUUAUUAUUAUUAUUAUUAUUAUUAUUAUUAUGAUUAUUAAUUCUAUACCAGCAUGGAUUAAAAAUA
Molecule: messenger RNA, 474 nt
Organism: Amphimedon queenslandica
Lineage: Eukaryota; Metazoa; Porifera; Demospongiae; Haplosclerida; Niphatidae
Product: UPF0691 protein C9orf116 homolog
Exons: 4
Coding region: 11-340 (109 amino acids)
Biological process (GO): axoneme assembly
Cellular component (GO): axonemal microtubule
Source: RefSeq, a predicted model, not a curated record